Messenger RNA from Durio zibethinus, 3131 nucleotides. Its product is annotated as C2H2-like zinc finger protein. Lineage: Eukaryota; Viridiplantae; Streptophyta; Magnoliopsida; Malvales; Malvaceae. The record is from RefSeq and is a predicted model, not a curated record.
CAUAGCUCGCCGGCUGUUGAUAUUUAGAACUUAAGCUUUGGAUAACUAGCUUCAGCACGAUAAUGAAUCCUCUCUGCAACUCCUUAAAAUCCCUUUACCUACAGCCCUCCCCUAUCCACUCCAAACCAGACCUCUUCUUUUCCCACUCACUCUCACCCACUUUCACCACACCCUUCAAAACCAAAUACCCACCACGCAAAUGCCAUCUCACCGUCAAAUCCAACGCCAACGCCGUGGAAAUCGACCUGGUAAGGAACAAGCAAGGCGUUUACGCUCCCAAACAGGAAAAAGUGGUUAUCUUGUGGGACCUCGACAAUAAACCACCGCGCGGACCGCCAUACGAGGCGGCGUUGGCCUUGAAAAAAAUGGCUGAAAAUUUCGGGGAAGUCGUUGACAUGUCAGCAUACGCUAACCGUCACGCGUUCAUCCAUUUGCCUCCGUGGGUCUUACAAGAACGACGCGAGAGGAAAAGCCUCGACAUCCUCGAACGCAAAGGAAUCGUAACUCCAUCCGAACUUUACAUUUGUGGAGUUUGCGGUCGGAAAUGCAAGACAAAUUUGGACUUGAAGAAACAUUUCAAGCAGUUACAUGAAAGGGAGCGACAAAAGAAGUUAAACAGAAUGAAAUCAUUGAAAGGAAAGAAACGACAGCGGUUUAAGGAAAGGUAUAUAAGUGGGAAUCAUAAGUAUAACGAAGCGGCGAGGAGUUUGGUUACGCCGAAGGUUGGGUAUGGUUUGGCGAGAGAGCUAAGGAGAGCUGGGGUUUAUGUUAAGACAGUGGAGGAUAAGCCCCAAGCGGCGGAUUGGGCAUUGAAAAGACAAAUGCAGCAUUCCAUGAGUAGAGGGAUUGAUUGGUUAUUUUUGGUUUCGGAUGACAAGGAUUUUGUGGACAUGCUCAAGAGGGCAAAGGAGGCGAAUUUGGGGACUGUGGUUGUAGGGGAUUGGAACAGGGCUUUGGGAAGACAUGCCGAUUUAUGGGUGUCUUGGAUUGGGGUGGAAAAUGGGGAGGUUACAGAGAAAGAUUUGGUGCCUAAAAGGAGGAGGAAGAGGAGUGAGGAUGAUGGGUUGUUUUCGGUUUCAGAAUUUGAUGGUGGGAGUGUGGGGGAAUUGGAUGGGGUGGUGAAUGACCUUGUGGUAGAAAGGACUGAGUUUGGUGGUGUGAGGAUUUCAUUGUUUUCGGAAGGGGAGGAAGAUGAGGAUGAAUGGGAGAUUGAGGGAGUUGGUGAUGUAAAUUACUUUUUGGAUGAUAGUGAGGAUGAGGUGUUUUUUGAGGAAGAUGGAUAUUAUUGAUGAGUAAAGUUUGGUUAGUUAUGACAGUCCGGAAUUUUAACUUAUAUGAGGAACUUAUAUGAUUAUGGAAAUCAGGAAUUGGAACUUAUACAGGGAAGAAUGGGAAAGAGAUUGUAAUUUAUAUUAUCAGUGACUUUGCUGCUUGUUUGAUAAGAGUUAAAAAUCCUAAUGGUGGCAUUUGCUGAUUGUGGUUCUCCAUUGUCUUCAGAUUUGCUAGUGGUAUUAACAAGAGGGAAACUGCAGCAUUGCUAUGCAUUUAGAAUCAUUUUCUGGUUCAACACCAAUUUGCUAUGUGCCUCAUCUAUUUUGGUACACAAGCUGCUUUGUGUUUGUGUGUCUCGAACUUGAUCAGUGGACAGUGGUGGAACAUGGUUGCUUACUUAUUUUCAUUUUAAUUGUUUGGAUUUUUAUGUGUAAAACUUCUAAUUAUCUAUCUACCUUGUACUAAUAAAUCAUACUUUUUGCUGUCACUUUAGAUUAGUGUUUGUCUUGGUUAAUCAGAUCAAGUUUCUGUUGCCUUGCUAUGUUGAUGAACUAUUCCCGUGGGUGAUACCCAAAUGAUGUUGCCUAAUUGCUGGUUUCAUGUGUGGUCUUUUUUGUCCAAUCCAAAUGUUUGGGUGGUAACUUCAAAGUUGAAAUAGAAAAAUUUAAAAUCCUUUAAGUUAUAGCUUGGAGUUUGUUUGGGUAUGAGAAGAAGAAUAAUCAGUACUAAAAGGUGUAAAAAACAAAAAACAGAGAAUUUGAGAAUAAGAGGAUGCUGAUUCUUGAUUGAUUUGUCUCUUGCUUGUUAUUGGAGGGGAAUGAUUGCUUCUCCUUAGUCUCUGUCGACUACAAUUCUGUUAGUGUGCAUUAAGAUGCGAUACUGAAAACAGGGGUUGUGGAGUGUUGCAUAAAUAGAAGGUUUUGUGAUAAAUUUCUCCUGAAAUUCGAUUUACAAGAAGGAGCAAAUGAGGAAACGAGAAGGGAAUUAAUGGGAUGAAAAGCUUUUACUGUGUCAUUUUGGAGAUAGAAGAACAAAGGAAAUGGGCAGACAUGUUAGUUAGAAAUAUUUAAUUGUUUUACUAUUGUGCUUUGAUUGUCGCUUUGAUUGUCAUAACCUCCCUCGUCUCAGUUCAAUGUCAUGGAGUUUCAGAAAUAUCUGGUGGCCUUUAAAGGCUGUUGUCUGUAUUGAUCCUGGACGAGUUGAUUGCUCAUAAUUCCUUUUGCUGCACUAAUUGCAGGAGUUCAUGGCCCCUGACCAGCAGAGGUCCUUUCCCAGGUUUAGUGGAUCAUGACCUUUCAGCCUUUUAAUUGAUGAUAUUAGGGUCAUGUCCAAUGAUUCAGUGAAGUUCCUCCAAUCAUAGGUGAUUUAGGACAAGGAUAAAGGGAUGUUGCCACAACUUGAAAAGAAAUUGGUAGUUAUUUUGUCGAAGUAACAAAAUUAGGUCUAGACACUAUUCUUGAACCGAUUAAGAUGAUAAUGAUGAUAAAUUUUGAGAAGAAUUUGGACCUUUAAUAAAUAAAGAUUAGAAUGUUUUAUAUUUAAUCUUGAUUUGAUGGCUUUGUUAUCGGCAUCAAUAGGAUUUACUGUUCCAUAUCAAUCAGCUUUGAAGGGUUAUCAUGCUUAAUAAUUGGUCUAGUGCUCAAUCAUGCUUGCAUAAUUUCAUAGCAUAGUGGGACAUUGUCAUGGAAUCUUCUAUAGAUGAGGCCUCAGAUUUGCACUGAUCAACUAACCAAUUGAAAAACUAUGCAUUCAAGAUUUGCCUUCGAGCAUGAGUCAUGGGGCAGUCAGGCUGAAUUAUUCUGUCAUUGAUCUUUGGUUAUGUUUAGAGAUUAAGGAUGUCCUAUCUGAAUAAAGGGUAC